AUGGCCCGUCGACCGAAACGGCUAUCUUCACCUGGUGCUUCAUCCUCUGUUCCAAGAACUCGCAGGUCGCGCCAUUCUCUCUUCUUUGCUGGCCUUCCUGACUAUGUUGAUUCGGGUGACUGUACGUGUGUUUGCGAAUUUUGUGGCGCCUAUUUCUGGUAUGUUGAAAGGGCGCUCAAACUUUCUACGCCUGCUCAUCCGAAGUAUUAUCAUUGUUGUCGGGAUGGUGAUGUCGUUCUUCCUUAUCCUUCGAGGUUUCAUCCUGAAUUUCUCGAUUUGUAUCAAAAUGCUACAUUUUUGAAAGACAUUAUCGCAUAUAAUAGCAUGUUCUCUAUGACUUCAUUUGGGGCGAAUAUAGAUAAGUCUGUCAAUGACAAUCGGGGCCCUUAUGUUUUCAAGAUAGGUCAAAUUUGUCAUAGGAUAGGAUCGUUGUCCCCGGAUCCUACAAAGGGCCCUAGAUUUCUGCAGCUUUAUCUUUUUGAUACAGAGAAUGAGGUUCAGAAUAGAUUGAGGGCUUUUGGAGGUCCGACGGGAACGGAUUUAGAUCCUAAUAUUGUGCAGUAUCUGGUUACAUUCUUAGGGGCUAACAACGAGUAUGUAAAAACGUUUAAAACAGCAAAGACCAUGGUUGAGGAAAAUAAUUUAGAAAAUUAUAGUGUACGGCUGUUUAACAACGUUGUUGAUCGUAGGUAUGAAUUCCCUUCCCCUGGAUCCUUGGGAUGUAUAGUAACUGGUGAUGACACUACCAGUAUGACAUAUGACAUUGUUGUAUUUUCGCAUUCGGGUCGGCCUCAACGCAUUAGUAAAUUGCAUCCCUCUUAUAUGCCUUUACAAUAUCCACUUUUGUUUCCUUACGGUGAGGAGGGGUGGUCACCCCGUUUGAAGAUGCGUAAUCAGAGGGGAGUAAGUGCAAAAAGUCUCACUGUCAAUAUGUAUUACGCGUACCAUAUACAUGCCCGACAUCAGAUUUGGUCUCCAAUUGUAAAUGCCACUAGGCUUUUCCAACAAUAUUUAGUUGAUGCAUAUACGUGUAUAGAGGAAGGCCGAUUGGAUUAUAUAACCAAACAUCAAUCAAACUUACGUUCCGAUUAUGUGAGUGGGCUUUAUGAUGCGCUAUCAAAGGGGGACCGGGAAGCACGUGUUGUUGGUAAGCGUGUCUUUUUGCCCGCAUCAUUCACUGGUGGUCCCCGGUUUAUGUAUAGCCAUUAUCAGGAUGCGCUUACGAUCUGUAGAGUUUAUGGCAAUCCACAAUAUUUUAUCACUUUCACAUGUAAUGUGAAGUGGCCAGAGAUUACCCGCUAUAUGGACACACAUUCACAGAGAGAUGUACACAGCAGAGCGGAUAUCAUAGCCAGAAUGUUCCAUGUGAAAGUCCAUGAGUUUAUCGAUUUCCUUAAGAAGGACAAAACCUUUGGCGAUGUUGAUGCAUAUUUAUAUACUAUCGAAUUCCAAAAAAGGGGUCUAGCGCACUGUCAUACUUUGCUGUGGGUAAAGGCAGCUGACCGAAUAAAAAACGCAUCGGAUGUCGACAUGUACAUAACAGCUGAGAUGCCAGAUCCAACAACAGAUCCGACACUAUAUCAGACAAUCACAAGCUGCAUGAUUCAUGGACCAUGUGGACCACUAAAUCCAAAAGCUCAGUGUAUGAAGGACGGUAAAUGUAGUAAAGGUUAUCCUAAACCUUUUCUUCAUGCUACAUUGUUCGAAACUGAAGGAUACGUUCGGUAUAAACGAAACCCAAAUUCACACCAUAUGACCCUAUCCGGACAGGUUAUAGAUAACGGAUACGUUGUUCCGUACAACAGAAGGCUUUCCUCACGAUUUCAGGCACACAUCAACGUCGAGUACUGCGGAUGGAAUAUGAUGAUUAAAUAUCUCUUUAAAUAUAUUUCUAAAGGGGCAGACCGCGUCAGAUAUGCAAUCCAAAAGGCAGAAUCGCCCCGCGCGUCCGCUUCCGUCACAGUGGAUAGCCAUCAUAACACACAUGGAGGUUCAGCGGUUACUCCUGUGAACGAGGUGCAGAAUUUUCUAGAUGGUCGCUAUAUCUGUCCCCACGAAGCAGCUUGGCGUAUCCUAAACUUUCACAUACAUCAUCGGUACCCGCCAGUUCAGAUCCUGUCUGUACAUGAGCAGAACAUGCAGCAAUUAUUAUUCAAGGAGGACAGCACAAUACCUCAAGUGCUGUCAAACCCAUUCAGCUCUGUCACCACACUUCUAGGCUGGUUUCGCAACAACAGGAGGGAUCCAAGUGGACAUGAACUUACAUAUCUAGAAUAUCCAAAGUCUUACAAAUGGGACAAGUCAUCUAAAUCCUGGGAGCCUAGAGUUGAUGACUCCUCAAAGGUGCUUGGCCGACUUGUCUUUGUUCAUCCAACAUCUGGCGAGUUAUUUUACCUACGAAUGCUACUCUGUCACCAAAAGGGUUGCACAUCUUUUAAAGACCUGCGGACCGUUUCUGGCACCAUUUAUCCUACGUAUAGGGCUGCAUGCAAUGCAUUAAAAUUGAUUGGUGAUGAUACGGAAUGGUUAUCUGCAUUCACAGAGGCAUCAAUAUGGGUGACCUCUGCACAACUUCGUUCCCUUUUCUGUCAACUAUUGCUUUUUUGCGAAGUUAGCAGUCCACAAUUGCUUUGGGAAUGCGCAUGCGAUAAGAUGAAAGAUGACUACCUAUAUUCCAUAAAAAGAGAAAUGCCAGAUAGGGGACUUAAUUCUGUUGCAGACAUAGUACAUCAACAACUGCUCAGCGAUCUCGAUCACACCUUACGCUCUUCCGUACCACCUAAGUCAAUGGCGGCAUUUGGUCUUCCAGUCCCUUCAAAUGAUAUACAUGGUAUUUUGUAG
Messenger RNA from Lactuca saligna, 2841 nucleotides. The record is from the annotation of a GenBank genome assembly. NCBI's taxonomy places the organism in Eukaryota, Viridiplantae, Streptophyta, Magnoliopsida, Asterales, Asteraceae.